Molecule: messenger RNA, 1857 nt
Organism: Penicillium verhagenii
Lineage: Eukaryota; Fungi; Ascomycota; Eurotiomycetes; Eurotiales; Aspergillaceae
Product: MID1 family protein
Exons: 2
Coding region: 1-1857 (618 amino acids)
Biological process (GO): calcium ion import across plasma membrane
Molecular function (GO): calcium channel activity
Source: RefSeq, a predicted model, not a curated record
AUGCGACUACUAUCCGCCUUGCAGUGCCAACUGACUGCACCAGUCAUUGUCACUUCCCUUCUAGCGCUCGCCGGCGCACCAACCGCCUAUGCCGAUAUAUGGAGUGAUGUCGAACUCCAGAGUAACCCCAAUAUCGAGACUAUUGCCAAUGGGGCCGGCUUGCCGUUUGCGCUAGACUCGUUCAACGGGCUAGAGUUUCGAGAUCAGGAGGGCGAGGACGAGGACGAGGCCGGGCUGGACCUGGUGCGAAGAUCUGUCGCCAUUACCUCUCUCGCAAACAACAAUUUCCAGGACAGCACCAUCAAAGUCGGGGCUUAUCAGUAUUGGUAUAUUCCGAAAUCUGUGGUGACAGGGGAGCAUGGAGUCGCGGGCAAAGGACUCCCUGAAUAUAUUGAUACCGAUGGCAACGUCGUAUCGUCUGAGGCAGCAGAUGAACUCCGAAAACGAGGGCUGCUGAAACGCGCGUCAACUACGGUCUAUGUGGCGUUGAAUACAUGCGAUAGGCCUUCUACAAACAUCACCGGUGCAGAAGGCUUGUUCCCCCAGCUGAAGGUUUAUUAUUCGACGUCCUCGGAUCUGAAAUAUCCCGGUCCGGGCCAGGAUGAUUCACUUCAGAAUGUCACUACGGCAAGCCAAGGCUAUGUUGGCUUUGAACUUGAAGCUGAUAGUGAUGUCUACAUCAGUGUUGUUGCGGACAACUCCACAUCCUAUUAUGGCUCAUAUUCCUACGAUCUUGCCAUAUCGAUCGAUGCAUACUUCUACAACGUGGUUCCUGAUGAUCCAUUCCUCUACUUUGUCGAUUCGGAUCAAUCCGCCGCGCUGCUGGUGACCAACAACCUGACCCAGUCUAAUUCCAGUUCGCAGAAUUAUCAAGAGUGGAUGGAUCUUAGCCCCCCUCCCUAUACCAUGUAUGCCCACAAUCUCAAUGACACAUCGUUGAGUGGCAUGACGUCCUCUUUUUGUGCCGUGCAGAAGCAUUCCCAGGUGGUCAGCAACCAGGGGAACACUGGCAUGACCAGUCGUGGACUAGGAAACCGACCCAAGGAACAGUUCUAUAUUUUGGGACUCAAUCGUAGCUCGACAUAUGUAGGAAUCUUAGGCAUGGAAGGCAAUGGAUCCACCUAUGGCAACGGCGUCGUUGCUGGAGGUGGAAUUGUAUGGCAACCGAUGAAUUUCACGACCAAAACAGAGGACAACUGUGCUGUCUUGUUCAAUCUGACCUUCUGCUCAGAGGUCGCAUACGCAGUUCCAGCCAACCCAAACAGAACAGUCGAGGACCUGCGACAGAUAUACGACAACUAUACAUCCAAAUACUACACAUACUUUGACUACUCUCUCCAACAAAUUCAAUGCAGCGCCUCGGCCGAAUCCAUGUUCUCUCUCGCUGUCAAUUGCACCGACUGUGCCACGGAAUACAAACAGUGGCUCUGCAGCGUCAGCAUCCCCCGAUGCGCAGACUUCACCUCGAACGCCUCAUAUCUUCAAGUCCGCAACGCAGGACAAGAUUUUAUCAAUGGCAGCUCAUUACCAGAAGACGAUCCUCUCCGUUGGUCCGUCAUAACGAACCAGUCUCGCAAUCCAAUCAUCGAUUCAGAGAUCAAGCCUGGUCCGUACAAGGAGAUCCUUCCGUGUACCGAUAUCUGUCACGAUAUGGUCAAGAGUUGUCCCGCAGCAUUGGGAUUCGGUUGUCCGACGGGAUCCUGGUUGAACGCGUCGUAUGGAUAUCGGGAUCCAAAUGGAGAUAUCACAUGUAGCUAUCUGGGAGCAGCCUAUUACCUAAACCUCGGGGCGAGGCUAGGGAUGUGGGGAAGCGUGUAUAUGUUGGUUGUGAUGUGGGGAAUUUGGUUGAUAUGGUAA